CAGAAGUUUUGUUGGACGGUCCCUUGGCCCGCAGGGAGCAGAGAGGCAGAGCGCAGCCGCUCAGUCUCAGUCAGUCAGGCUCAGCGCAGCAACAUCACACCAUGAAUGACGGCGCACCGGACCGGAGCAGGCACACGCACACACUCCUCCGUCUCACAUGAGCCGUGUGCUGGCGAAUCCUCCGUUUGAGCUGGCUUUUCAACACGUCACAUUGCUCCAACUUCACGGAUACAUCCGCAGUCCUCAGCCGCCUGAGCGAGACAUGUCUCCGUGAUGUUACAGCCUCCAUCUUCGCUGGGAGAAAACCAUGAAGAGAUGACCGGCUUGUAGAGCUGACAGCAGAGGAACUGACGGUAAAUGAGAGGCCGUCACCAUGCCCCCGGGGAAGUAUGGGAUGCAGGAGGAAUGGGAGAAGGAGGGGGACCUGGGGAUCAUGAUGGACUUCCUGCUGCCGACUGGGAUCUUCCUCAAAUUCCCUGUGUCUCGAAACGACACCAUCAAAGGCAUCAAAAAAAUGGUUUGGAAAAAUGCCAGAAGCGAGGCGCUAUUCAGUGCACUGGGUGAUCCUGAUGCGUACGUCUUCACCUGCAUCAACCAGACAGCAGAGAGGGAAGAACUGGAGGAAGAAUCGAGGCGCAUAAGCGACGUGCGGCCCUUCAUGUGUGUUCUGAGGCUGGUGGCCAGGGAGGGCGACCGAGUGGAGAAACUCACCAACACCCAGAUCAGCCAGUUGAUUGGCAAAGGUCUCCAUGAGUUUGAAGCCCAGAAGAACCAUGAGGUGAACGAGUUUCGGACGAAGAUGCGUACUUUCUGCGAAGAGAAGGCUCAGGAGCGGCAGAUGUUUCCAUGGCAGCAGUGGUUGGAAUACAGCUUCCCAUGUGAACUGGAGCCGUGCUGCUCUCUGCCGCAGAGCGGGAGCGUGAAGUCAAAAAACACCAAGAAGAUUUUCAUCAAUGUCAAGUUUGAGGCUUGUGAUGAAAGCUUCAUGCUGCAGCAGGAACCUCAGGACCUCCCACUGGCUCUGGUGAAGAGCGCCCUGAAGAAGAAGGCCACCGUCUUUCGCUCAGUGCGACAGGAGCCCGAGGACUACACUUUACAGGUCAACGGGAGGUGGGAGUUCAUCUAUGGGAAUCAUCCCUUGUGCCAGUUCAAAUACAUAUUCUCAUGUCUGAGAAAUGGUCAGAACCCUCACCUCACCAUGGUGCACCACUCCACCAUCAGCAAAUAUCAGGAGGAGCAGGGCAGAAUGUGCAGCCAGGCAUACAAGAGUCGCUCCUUGUCCAGACCUCCUCCACUACCCCUGAAGAAGCAGAACACGUCCUCUCUGUGGUCCAUCAAUGAGCCCUUCUACAUUCACCUGCUGCAGGGCAGCCGAGUCAAUGCAGACGAAGGAAUGAAGCUCGUGGUGCAGGCUGGUCUGUUCCAUGGCAGUGAGCUCCUCUGUAAGGUGGUGACAUCCUCAGAGGUGACAGUCAGCUCUGAGCCGCUGUGGGAUCAGAAGCUGGAGUUUGACAUAAACGUGGCUGACCUGCCUCGCAUGAGCCGCCUGUGCUUUGCGCUCUAUGCUGUCAUUGAGAAAGCCAAGAAACCCCGCGGCACUAAAAAGAAGAAUAAGAAAGCGGAUUGUCCAAUAGCCUGGGUGAACACCAUGGUGUUUGACUACAAGGACCAACUGAAGACUGGGGAGUUCCUCUUGUCCACAUGGCCAUCUGUUCCUGAUGACAAAAGCGACCUGUUGAACCCGAUGGGAACAGUCGAGAAGAACCCCAAUGUUGACAGUGCUGCCGGGCUUCUCAUUCGCUUCCCCAACAUCCGGCCACAUCCUCUCUAUUACCCUCUGCUGGACAAGGUGAGUGACAUGGAGAAGAAUGGCGAUGCCACCUAUGUCUCAAAAGAAGAGUACAUGAAGCUAAAAGAAAUCAUGGACAACAAAAACUACACAGAGUUCUUUGAGGAUGAGAAGGAGCUCUUGUGGAAGCUGCGCACAGAAGUCCGCGACCUUUUUCCUGAAAGUCUGUCCAAGCUGCUCCUCAUCACCAAGUGGAAUCGGCGUGAGGACGUAGUUCAGAUGGUGAGUCUACUGAGGAACUGGCCCGAACUCCCUGCCAUCCAUGCCCUGGAGCUCUUAGACUACAGUUUUCCCGACCCAGCAGUGCGUUCUUUCACGAUCAGAUGCCUCAGGAAGCUCAGUGGUGAUGAACUGCUGCAGUACUUGAUCCAGCUGGUCCAGGUGCUGAAGUACGAGUCCUACUUAGACUGUGACCUCACCACGUUCCUGCUAGAAAGGGCUUUGUCCAACUGGAGGAUAGGACACUUUCUGUUUUGGCAUCUCAGGUCAGAGAUUCACGUGGCAUCUGUGAGUUUGCGUUUUGGCCUGAUUCUGGAGGCCUACUGCAGGGGAAACAUCCACCACAUCAAGCUCUUAGCCAAACAGACCGAGGCUCUGGGCAAAAUGAAGGCCCUGAGUGACUUUGUCAAAUCGGGCUCCCAGAAGAUGACAGUGGACGACCUGAAGCUGUGUAUCAGACAGGAGUCGUACCUGGAGGCCCUGUCAGACCUGCUGUCACCGCUCAACCCCAGCGUCAUCCUUGCUGAGAUCUGUCCGGAUAAGUGCAGGUUCAUGGACUCCAAGAUGAAGCCACUCUGGCUGAUGUAUAAGAACCCCUGGGCCCAGGGAGACAUGGUGGGCAUCAUCUUCAAGAACGGAGAUGAUCUUCGACAAGACAUGUUGACCCUCCAGAUGAUCCAGCUCAUGGAGACUUUAUGGAAGAAAGAAGGCCUCGAUCUCAGGAUGAUCCCGUAUGGCUGCCUGUCCACUGGGAACAAGAUGGGGCUCAUCGAGGUGGUGAAGAACUCCGACACCAUCGCCAACAUCCAGCGUAACAGCAGCAACAGUGCCGCCACCGCUGCCUUCAACAAGGAUGCCCUGCUCAACUGGCUCAAAUCUAAGAAUCCUGAGGAAAAACUUGAUCAAGCAAUAGAGGAGUUCACGCUGUCCUGCGCCGGCUACUGUGUAGCCACUUACGUCUUGGGUAUUGGAGAUCGUCACAACGACAAUAUCAUGAUCAGGGAAACUGGACAGCUGUUCCACAUUGACUUUGGUCACUUCCUGGGCAACUUCAAACGGAAACUGGGGAUCAACAGGGAGCGUGUGCCGUUCAUCCUGACUUAUGACUUUGUCCACGUGAUCCAACAAGGAAGGACGAACAACAGUGAGAAGUUUGAGAGGUUCAGAGAGUACUGCGAGCGGGCCUACAAGAUCCUGUGUCGGAACGGGAUGCUGUUCGUCAACCUCUUUGCUAUGAUGAAGGCAGCAGGACUGCCAGAGCUCACCUCCUUCAAAGAUAUCCAGUAUCUAAAGGACUCUUUAGCUUUGGGCAAAUCAGAGGAAGAGGCACUGAAGAAUUUCAAAGUGAAGUUCAACGAAGCUCUGCGGGAGAGCUGGAAGACGAAGGUCAACUGGAUGAUGCACUCCUUGGCCAAAGAUAAUCGACCGUGAAGAACACUGGAAACCCGAAGACCCACCAAAUAUUAUGGAUUUUAACUUAUGGAGAUAAAAGGGAAGCAAACACAAUCAAAUAUUUUACUUUACUGAUGGCAUUCAAACACACUCCUCUCAUGUUUACACCUGACUGGCCUGUCUGUGGUUAAUAAUGACUGAAUGGAAUCAUCCAAAGAUUAUUCAACCAUGGAACAUAAUCUCAACACACAAACAUUUUCCUAAUGAAGGAAAUCCUCACGCUCAUCUUUCUCCCGUCAAACAUCAGAAUGCCUUUGCCUCCAGGACGUAUCGACAAAGAUUAUAAAUAUGCUUUUUUAAUGUGUUAAAAUUGCUACUUGAAAACCACCUGCACGUGCAAAAGUGUUAUGAAUCAUGGAAACAGGAGCAGAGACUGAAAGUUCAUUGCACCAACUGCAUCACUCUGCAGGGAGCAAACUGCAGACAAACUUCAUGAUGACUUUAGACAACGCCGUUUUAGUCACGGAGUUCCAUAUCAUGGCAGCAGUUUCACCUCAAGUCUCCUUUUGUACGGUUUACGACACUGGAUGGAUGUGUCAUUUCCUCUCAUUUCAGUUGCUUAUUUGCAAAUGUGUCUUUUUUUAAUUUUAUUUUAUUGUGUUUUAUUUAAUUCAGUAGCGCUGAGGUACUUGUACAAAGUCACGGAGGAUAUUUUAAAAAGAUAUUUUGUUUUACUGCUGUAUUGACGUGUAAUGUUGCCUUGAAGUGCAGUUUGUUGCCUUUGGAGUGCCAGCAGACAGGAAGCAUUGUAACAUUUACAAUUUAUUUUAAGAUGAGAAAAUAACUUUAGAUGGGUCCUUUAUUUUGAGAGCAUCCUUGUGUAUACCAGACUGUGUUACUCAGCAGACUCCUACAAAACAGCUACUACACAUUAAAGGAACAGUUCGACAUUUUGGUAAAUAGCCAUAUUUGCUUUCUUGCCAAGAGUUCAAUGAAAAGGUCUUCUGUAUACCACCCUCAUGUCUGUCCAUUAAAUGUGAAGCCAGGAGCCUUUAGCUUAGCUUAGUUUAAAGACUGGAAACAAAAUCAGCUUUUACACUGCCUUUUCAAGGCAAGAAUAUUGUGCUGUUAUUCUACCUUGCCGUCCUGUAUUAAAGGUAAGAUCGUGGAGUGGUUGACAGAGUUGUCUUGCGUUAAAGCCGGCAGGGGAGGUUGUAACAGUGCAUAAUCGACUUUUGUGUAAAAAGGACAGCGUGCAGGAUGGGUGUUAGCAGUUAGCAGCUAACUUGAAGAAGAACAGCAGCCCAAAAUGACUGCAAAUUGGUUGGUAUUACCGACUUGAUGCGGUUUUUUUUACAAAAACUGGACCGUUUUUUUUUUGUUUUUUUUGUUUUUUUCUCUCAUACUGACCCAACCCUAGCUGCCUGACGUGUGUUGUAUGUCCCACUAGAGCUCCACGCUGUUGUGUUACACAUUAUGCUCACCAUGCCUUUUGCUUCCAGAACGCCAUCAUGCUAUGUUAGGUGUUGUUUGGGUCUGUAUACAAAAGCAAAGCUAAGUCAUGAUUAGAUAGUUUGCACCCCUAUUGUGGGAUCUCUGUGUAAAAAGGGCGAUAGUGAAACAGCUAGCGUGACUGUAACUAACCUAACAAAACCUGCCUACCAGCAUGUCUAAACUGCAUUAAUUAAUACAUUAUAUCUUGCUUGUUAAAUCUGUAGAAAACCUGUAACAAAAAAAAAAAAAAAAAGACAA
Messenger RNA from Epinephelus fuscoguttatus (brown-marbled grouper), 5212 nucleotides. RefSeq names its product phosphatidylinositol-4,5-bisphosphate 3-kinase, catalytic subunit delta (gene pik3cd). Lineage: Eukaryota; Metazoa; Chordata; Actinopteri; Perciformes; Serranidae. The transcript is spliced from 23 exons. Gene Ontology annotation, molecular function: 1-phosphatidylinositol-4-phosphate 3-kinase activity; 1-phosphatidylinositol-3-kinase activity. Gene Ontology annotation, biological process: phosphatidylinositol-mediated signaling; phosphatidylinositol 3-kinase/protein kinase B signal transduction; phosphatidylinositol-3-phosphate biosynthetic process. The record is from RefSeq and is a predicted model, not a curated record. Gene Ontology annotation, cellular component: plasma membrane; phosphatidylinositol 3-kinase complex; cytoplasm. Bases 374 to 3499 code for a protein of 1041 amino acids.